Lipotes vexillifer (Yangtze River dolphin) is the source of this 228-nucleotide messenger RNA. Its product is annotated as Purkinje cell protein 4-like protein 1. NCBI's taxonomy places the organism in Eukaryota, Metazoa, Chordata, Mammalia, Artiodactyla, Lipotidae. The record is from RefSeq and is a predicted model, not a curated record. The transcript has 2 exons. Bases 1 to 228 code for a protein of 75 amino acids.
AUGACUGUGACCAAGAUGCCCUCCAGGGAGCUUAACACCAAAACAUCCCCAGCAACCAACCAGGCAGCUGGCCCAGAGGAAAAGGGGAGAGCUGGCAAUGCCAAGAAGGCUGAAGAGGAAGAGGAGACUGACAUUGAUCUGAAGGCACCAGAAACAGAGAAGGCUGCCCUUGCUAUUCAGGGCAAGUUCCGGCGAUUCCAGAAAAAGAAAAAGGAUCCCAGUUCCUGA